Molecule: messenger RNA, 1687 nt
Organism: Arabidopsis lyrata subsp. lyrata
Lineage: Eukaryota; Viridiplantae; Streptophyta; Magnoliopsida; Brassicales; Brassicaceae
Exons: 2
Coding region: 684-1616 (310 amino acids)
Source: RefSeq, a predicted model, not a curated record
UUUUUUCAGACAAAAAGAGUAACCACAAUGCAAGUGAUUCCACCAGCAAUAAAAAAGAUAUUAGACAUAUGGAACAUCAGAGGACUUGUGAUACUGUCUCUGUUGCUUCAAACGUCUCUUAUCUUUCUUGCACCUAUGCGGAAACGCACGUCGAAGAAGUUGCUCGCAUCGGUUAUAUGGACCGCUUAUCUUUUAGCGGAUUGGACAGCUAAUUAUGUGGUAUCUCAGAUCACUAAGAACCAAGGGAAAGACUCAGAACCUGGCGAUCUUCCAAAAAACAAGAAGCUUCUUGCUCUAUGGGCACCAUUCUUGUUGUUGCAUCUUGGUGGUCCGGACACCAUAACCGCAUUGGCUCUUGAGGAUAAUGCGUUAUGGAAACGUCAUUUAUUUGGCCUCGUCUUUCAAGCGCUUGCAGGUGUUUAUGUGGUGGUGCAAUCGUUGGAAAACGUCUUAUGGCCACCAAUCACACUUUUAUUCGUCACCGGAACGAUUAAAUAUGUAGAGAGGACACGAGCAUUGUACUCAGCGAGCUUAGACAAAUCCAAAGAAAAUUUUAAAGAAACAAUGCUUCUAGCACCAGACGCUGGUCCUAACUACGCUAAGCUAAUGGAAGAAUUGGAUCGAUCAAGAAUGUUAAUAGAUCAAUAAGAAGCGUGCUUAGGCAAUGGUCUAAAAAAAAUCUGAUGUUUCGUUACACAGUUUACCCGUUAUACCUUGUAUUCUUUGCGGGUAUUCCUGAAUUUUUCAGAGUCCUUUGGAAAUACAUUGAUCGAAUCUUUAGUGUUAAAACUUAUCUAGACGAGUUUAGGUUCGUUUUGAGAGAGCCUUUGACGAAGAAUCAAUGGGAAUUUAUAUUCUAUGAGUUGAAGGAUAAGUCCCGUUUUGCGGAAACACCUAAAGUUGCAAAGAAACUGUCUUGGGCGAGAGGACAAUGGGCUUUACAAGAUUCGAUAUUGGCAGAAAUUGAUACAUUGAUGUGUUAUAUAGAGAAAGUUGAUUAUGAUCAAAGUCUACUCCUUUGGCAUAUUGCUACUGAGCUCUGUUUUCAAGAAGAAGAAGGUGGGGAGAUGGAGAAUUUGAGCAGAGAAAGUUAUGAUGACCGAGAAUUCAGCAAGAUUAUAUCGGAUUACAUGAUGUAUUUGUUGAUAAUGCGACCAAAAUUGAUGUCAGAAGUGUCGGGAAUGGGGACUAUACGUUUUAGAUACACUAAGGCUGAAGCUGAGAGGUUUUUCAAAGGAAAGCAUAUCAAGAAUCUGAGAGAUAUGAAACUAGCGAGUAAGAUGGUUUUAUCUGUUAAUAACGAUAUUGAGCAGAUACUUGUGAAGGGAAAUCAAAGCAAGUCGGUUCUUUUCGAUGCGAGUAUGUUGGCAAAAGAGCUUCGGAAUUUGAAAGAGAGUAGUAAUGAAGAUGGGAAAUGGAGAGUAUUGAGCAAAGUGUGGGUUGAGUUGCUAUGUUACGCAGCAAGUCAUUGUAAAGCUACGGAGCAUGUGGCGCAACUUAGCAGAGGCGGUGAGCUUCUUAACUUCGUUUGGUUGUUGAUGGUUCACUUUGGUUUAGCAGAUAAGUUUGAGAUCAAUAAAGGAGAUGCUAGAGCUAAACUCCUUGUAGGAAAGUAAUAGUUAUAAACAAACGAAAUAUAAUAUAUGAUUUUUUUUUCUCUUGUGUGUGUGUAUUUUUUGUAAUCUCU